Molecule: messenger RNA, 2801 nt
Organism: Zonotrichia leucophrys gambelii
Lineage: Eukaryota; Metazoa; Chordata; Aves; Passeriformes; Passerellidae
Gene: FOXQ1
Product: forkhead box Q1
Exons: 1
Coding region: 677-1915 (412 amino acids)
Biological process (GO): anatomical structure morphogenesis; cell differentiation; regulation of transcription by RNA polymerase II
Molecular function (GO): DNA-binding transcription factor activity, RNA polymerase II-specific; RNA polymerase II cis-regulatory region sequence-specific DNA binding
Source: RefSeq, a predicted model, not a curated record
CAGGGGAAGGGAGAGAUAAUGACAAUAACACUAAUAACCCUAAUAACCCGUCUGCUGCCCGCCUCGCAGCGAGGAGCCAGCCCGGCGUCCCGGCACUGACAGCGCUCGAAGCCGGAGAGAGCGGAGUAACCCCGACGGCCCUGAGAGCUUCUCCCCGCGUCCCGGGAGCGCCGAACGGCAGCAGCGGCAGCGCCCCCGAGGAGCACCGAGCCCGGGCGGACGCGGAGAAGCGCCGGCUCCGGCAGCCGCCUGCCCGCCCGCCCUCUGCUCGCACCGGCUCCACGGGGACCUCCUCGCCCCCCUCCUUCGGCCCCAUGGAGCAGCGAGAGUAAGGGGCGAGAAGGACAAAAAGGGGGCGAAAGGAGAGCGAGCACCCCAGUGGGGAAGAAGGAGGUGGAAGCCCGGGAGGAAUCGCCCGGUCCCGAAGGCGGCAGGGCACCGCAGCCCGUCCUCGGCGCCCACCGGCCGCGAAGGGGCCGGCCCCUGCCAGCGACCCGGGCACCGAGCGGCGCUGAGGCGGGCGCUGCCGCCGCGGAGCUGUCCAAGCCGGCCAGGGGACAGCAGCCGCAGGGUCGCCCGGCUGCCUCCCGCCUCCAUCCCUUGAGGCCGCGCUGAGGGGCGGGGGUCGCGCCCGCCCAGCGGAGCCGCGGGGUGCGGGGGGGCCGGCGGCGCCGCCAUGAAGCUGGAGGUGUUCUCGCAGCACUAUGAGGACAAGCUGAGCGCCGGCAGCGACCAGGAAGGCAGCGGCUCGCUCUCCCCGGCUCCGGCGGAGAGCGAGCUGGGCUCGGACGGUGACUGCGCGGCCAACAGCCCGGGCGGCGGGGCCGGGCGGCCGGGGCAUCCCCCGCCGCCGCCCCCCACGCCGCAGCCCCCGCCGCCGCCGCCCGCCGAGAGCGCCAAGGGGAAGCCCUACACGCGGCGCCCGAAACCGCCCUACUCCUACAUCGCGCUCAUCGCCAUGGCCAUCCGCGACUCGGCCGGCGGCCGCCUGACCCUGGCCGAGAUCAAUGACUACCUGAUGAGCCGCUUCCCCUUCUUCCGCGGCGCCUACACCGGCUGGCGCAACUCGGUGCGCCACAACCUCUCCCUCAACGACUGCUUCGUCAAGGUGCUGCGCGACCCGGCGCGGCCCUGGGGCAAGGACAACUACUGGAUGCUGAACCCCAGCAGCGAGUACACCUUCGCCGACGGCGUCUUCCGCCGCCGCCGCAAGCGCCUGAGCCGCGCCGCCCCGCCGCCGCAGCCCGCCCGCCCGGCCGCCGGCGUCCCGCCGCAAGUGCCGCAGGAGGCGGCCGGAGCGGGCGCCGCGUCCCCCGGCGCUUCCCCGCGGUGCUGCUGCGCCUCCUCGCCCUGUCACUGCGCGGCGGGAGCCAAGGACGCGGCGGCGACGGGGGGCGGCGGGGCGAGGCCGGCGGGCGGCGGCGGUGCCAAGUUCUCCAGCUCCUUCGCCAUCGAGAGCCUCCUGCAGCGGCCGGCAGGACCCCGCGCCGCCCCGCAGCCGCCGCCGGCCCCGCACGGCCGCCUCCUGUGGCCGGCGCCGCCCGCGCCCCCGCACCUGCUGCCCGGCCCGUACCCGCUGCUGCCCUACCCACCUGCCGCGCAGCCCCCGCCCGCCGCCGCCCUCUACGGCGGGGGCCUCCUGCAGCUCUGCGCCUACGGGCUGGGAGAGCCCUCGCCGCCGCCGCCGCCGCUGCUGCUGGGGGGCGGGCGGCCCGCGCUGGCCCCGGGGGAGGCGGCGCCGCUGGCGGAGCGGCCGCGGGCGCCGCUGUUCCACGGCGGGAUGGCCAAGGGCGGGCGGGGGCCGCCGCCGGGCUCCCCGCUGUACGCGCCCCUCCGGCUGGCCGGGCCGCUGCCGCCGGCGGCGGGGGGCUCGGCCUCCUUCCAGCCGUACGCCUUGGAGACCCCGCUGGCUUAAUGGAGCCCCCCUCCUCCCCUGCGAGGGACCUGCCCGGGGAGGCGUGGAGGGGGAAAUGAGGAGGCUCUGGAUCCCGCACUUUAAACUCCAGAGGCGACCGCAGCCUCCAAGCAAAAGCCUCGGUGACUGUGCCUUAGUGAAAUGACAGUGAGUUUAACUUAAGCCAAAAAAAAAAAAAAAAAAAAAAAAAAAAGGAAAAAUUAGAAAAAAAUCAAGCAACUGUCGGUUUGGACAAAGCCAUGAGCCUCAAGUGCUUCUUACUGUUCGUUGAGACUACUUGACUUAAGCCAGUCCCUCGCCAUCCCCUUUGUGUGUCCCUCUCUUGUCCCCACAUCUCCCGCUCCCGAAGGCGGGGGCAGCAGGGCGGGGGUGCCGCGGAGGGGCGCGGUGGCGGCCGCUGGGGGAUGCGCUGUGCGCUUGGGAGGGCGGGGAGCAGGGACGGGGCCGGGAGCAGCAGCCAGAGAGUCUGGGAGGGGGCCGGGGUCUGCUGAGGAGCCGUAGGUCUGUACUGCAAAGCAAUGCAUCACUGUGCCAAAAGAAACCUUUUCUCCUGUCCGGCAACUGGCAUUUCCUGGGGAGGGAGGAUAUUAAAUUAUUUAUAAAAGUAGUGUUUUUAACACAAUGAGAGUGCAGCUUUUUAAAUUAAUUAUUGGAGGGGGCGGGAGAGGGGAAAGGGCUCAAGGAAAUGUCAGGCGGUAUGUCCUGUACUGGCUGGCGUUCUACGUUUAUGGCCAAGAUUAUUGCUACUGGAAAGAGAAGAGUAAAUUUUUUUCGUAUUUUAUUUUUGUGUUUGUAUGUAAUAUAUGUGCGUGUGCAUUUUAUUGACGCUCGGCCACCAUGUUUUCCUUUCUCCUUUCCCCCGAAUAAAAGCUGCCCCCUAAAUAAA